Molecule: messenger RNA, 1331 nt
Organism: Aspergillus fijiensis CBS 313.89
Lineage: Eukaryota; Fungi; Ascomycota; Eurotiomycetes; Eurotiales; Aspergillaceae
Gene: pdx1
Product: putative pyruvate dehydrogenase complex component Pdx1
Exons: 2
Coding region: 264-1331 (355 amino acids)
Molecular function (GO): acyltransferase activity
Source: RefSeq, a predicted model, not a curated record
CCCGGACAUUCACUCCUCCUUGUCGCAGCGCCAUUGCCCCCGGCCCGAAUGUCUUGCAGCUUCUGAACACAGAUCGCGACCAUCUAGACGACCUCGCCGAGCUCCUUGAACUCUAUCAUCAUCGUGGUGGUGGGUUCCUAAGUGCGAUCCUUGGUUUCCCGGGUUUCCCAGCUGCAGUGCCUCGCGACUUUCUCGAACACCACUUUAUUAUCUCCACCACUUGAGAAUCGAUUCGAUUCCGACCUACCACAACAACAACAGAGAUGGCCUCCAGCUUCCCUUUGCGCCGACUUCCGGCCGCUCUUGCCCGUCGCCAACCCCGGGUUAUCAACACUUCGAAGCACACAACCAGCCUUCACUUCAGCCCUCAUAUCCAAGCACAAGCACAACCUCCACGAGCCCUCACCUCCCUCCGCUGCACACACACAGACACAUACACCUCGCUAACAAACCCUUCCAUCCACACUACAGGCCUGAACUCCACCUCCGCCGUGCAGUACCAGAACCCCGCCUACCCGCUCUACCCAUCGGUCAGCAGCCUGCUGCACGAGAAGGGGAUCCCGGAAUCGGAGAUCUCCAAGAUCCCCGCCACGGGCCCCAAGGGCCGACUCCUGAAGGGCGACGUCCUCGCCUACCUGGGCAAGAUCCCCGCCGAGUACCCGGCGACCCAAGCGGCGCGCUUCGCCAAGCUGGGCCAGCUGGACCUGAGCAACAUCAAGAUUGUCGCUGCUGAAGCCCCCAAGCCCGCCGAAGCUGAACCCACCCCCAAGCCUGCCGAAGCCCCCGUCUUCCGUCCACCUCCCACCACCCGCGUCGCCGUCCCCAUCUCCCUGGCCGCCGUGCUGCACGCCCAGAAGCGCCUGCAGGACAAGCUGCACAUCACCGUGCCGCUGUCGACCUUCCUGGAGCGCGCCACCGACCUCGCCAACGAGGACCUCCCCCGCUCCGUGCGCGAGCAGCUCACGGCGGACGAGCUCUUUGACGAGCUCGUCCUGGGCGCCGCCCCCGCCCGCACCUCCCGCGGCGAGUACUUCCCCGAGUUCAACGCCCAGGAGGCGGCAGCGGCAGCAGCAGCAGCAGCGGAUGCCGUCGCCAUCCCCAAAACCAAGUCCGUCACGGAGGAUAUCAUCGACAUUCUGGCCGGCAGUGGCAAGGCCGCCGCCAAGAAGGUGGUUUCCUCGGUUUCCUCGGUCACCGGCGCAGCGCCGGCCGCGGGCGCGGCCAACGUCUUCAGCUUGACGGUCCCCGUGGGCGAUGAGAAGAGAGCUCAGGUUUUCUUGGACCGCGUCAAGUCGCUGUUGACGGUUGAGCCGGGCCGGCUUGUUCUAUAG